UCUACCAAUAAGAAAUAGGAGCCAAAAGCGCAGCAAAACGAAGAAAAUAUAAAUUUGAUUUUGAAAUUUUUAUUUGCUAGUAUGAAUUUUUGCUAAAAUUGCCACCAAACAGCGUUGAAAUUAGGCAAAAAGUGUUAUUCCCAGCCAUUAGGUUGAAGUUAAAGUGAAAAACUCCGCCCGAAUUGUGAAACGGCAUCGAUUUGCCGAGAGUGGAAAAUUCGGCCGAAAAAAACGACUCCACCAAGCGCUGACAGAUUUUUCCAGUUGGAUUCGCGGCGAGUUCUGCGACCCUUGCUAUCGACCGCCCAAAAGGAGUAGGAAAUUGCAGGGGGUGUUUUUGUUUUUCCCUGGCUGUCCCGAGCGACAGAAGGAUCGCGGACAACGUUAUUCCGAAUUCCGGAGGCAAUUUAUCGAAACCGAAUGGUGUAACUUGUGUAAUUGAAUCCAUUGCGUCAAACGGUUUAUUUUGAAGUGCGUCUUGAUAUCAAACUUAGGAAGGCGUUAGCACUGGCAAAAAUGGAAGUUGAUGAGGAGUACACGUUCGAUAAUCAAACAAUGGAGGAGCUUGGUAUCGAUUCUUUAGACGAGGGAACCUUGGUUGGAUCAGAUGAUUUAGUGGAAUACUCUGGCGGCGAGGAAGAGAUUGAGGAAGAGACCGUUUACAUCAAAUCUGAGGAAUCAUUUGAAGAACCAGCCCAACCAAAAACAAUGAUUACAAGCCCUAAUAUAACGGUUAAACGAGUGAUCAACAACAAACCUAUAGCAACGCCAACAACUUUAACAAGAAUAGCCCCGAGACCGGCAAAUUUCGUUAGAGCCACAAACGCAGCUGGAAAAGUCGUCUAUAUACAGAAACAAACAACGCCUACAGCAGCGCCGGUAAAGUUACUCAACAAUGCAAAGUCACCAACUACCGCCGCUAGCACCACGUCUACGUAUCAUUUAGUCAAAAGCGAGAGUGGUGUCGUUAUGCAGCCCAAGGUGCAAACACAAACCAUGAUCCGGCGAGUCGUCCCAGCAACAGCGACCUCCACCACGACAGCAGGUGGCGCUUUGAACAGACCCAAAACCGUUACGAGGCCCGCAACGCAUGUUGUAAUCCACACCAAAAUGGGCCCCUCGGGUACUUCCACCACCAAAACUCUCACCGUUGCCGAAGCUCAUCAAUUGGGCUUGCUCAACAACAAAAAACACAUGGUUCAAGUGGAAAAGCCCAAACCUACCGGAAUUUCUUCUGCAAUCAAAUCUCCAGUCAAGGUCCUCCCCGGGGGAGCCUCCACUUCAAACAGUUCCACAAUUGUUCGGCUGAAGCAAUCUCCUGGAACUUCCACAACGGCCGGCCAAGUGCAACGCAUCACAACGCUCGCUAAACCGAGUCAAAAGGUCGUUCUGCCCCAAAGCGCCAUCCAAGUGGGGCAAAAAACUGGCCAAAUUCAAGCAAUAAAUAUCCCCGGUAAAGGUAUCCAGUACGUUAGAUUCCUGAACCAGAAUUCCAGCUCAGCGGGCAGCGCGUCCACCUCCGGCCAUAAGGUGGUUCAAGUUAUGAGCAAGUCCGGCACCGCUGCCCCAGCUGGUUCGAAAAUAAUUGUACAGAACAACAAGACCUAUGUCGUCAGCAAUGGGAACGUAACGGCCGUACGGGCUGCUGCAUCGGGGCAACAAACCCGAGUGCUGCCCUCGGGAUCGCAAACAGUUGUCAGAAGGGUCCUGUCUGCCAGCAGCAGUCAAUCUGGCGUUCUCCGACGGGAUCCGGAAUCUACUCGAUAUAUUGCGGUGGUGCGCAAAGAUGAUGGUAAAUCCACCGAAGCCGUCACCAAUCUAACGGCAUCGCAGCUGAACCAACUAAGCGGAACGACCGUAAUGGCUGGUGGGUCCAAAACGAAAAUUGUCAUGGUUCCCUCCAGUGUCAGCAGCGUUUCCCAUCAGCUUAAACCCACUCUAAGCGGUUCGUCGUCCCUGAAUAGCAGCAACCCCACGAUAAUUUCCGUCAAGCGCGAAUCGGUUAGUGGAUCGGAAGAUGAAACGCGGAAAGGGCCCGCAGUGGGGACAAUGUUCCCCGAUGAAGCCUACAAGAAGCGACCGUGCAAUUGUACCAAGUCGCAGUGCUUGAAACUGUACUGUGAUUGUUUCGCGAACGGGGAGUUUUGCUACAACUGCAAUUGUCGGGAUUGCUACAACAAUCUGGACAACGAGGAGGAACGGCAGAAGGCGAUUCGGGCUACGCUGGAACGGAAUCCCAGCGCGUUCAAGCCGAAAAUCGGCGCCGUCAGUGCCGACGAGGACGCCCUCCGCCUGCAUACUAAGGGCUGCAACUGCAAACGGUCCGGCUGCCUGAAGAACUACUGCGAGUGCUACGAGGCGAAAAUUGCCUGCUCGGCCAACUGCAAGUGCAUAGGUUGUCGCAACACCGAGCAAUACGCAAAAGAGUACGAAUACGCAACGUCUCUGACUGGUGUAGAUAGCGUGGGGGGAGUCGUUGCUGGCGGAACAGGAGGUAUCUUGGAGCAUCUAUCCGGCGACGACAGCAUGGCAGAGGUCAGUCAAACUGACAUGAUUUUAGGUGGGCCAAGUGAUAUCAAACCUAUCGGAGCUGUCGGUGGUGGUGGUGCUUUCGUCGAAACCAAACCAUCGAUAUCGGCCGGAACAGCAACGGUGGCAGUUGCCGGACUGAAACGUACCAAUUCGGACGAACCUGAUCUCACACAGUUGCCACCGUCGAAGCAGCCGUACAAUUUUAUGACUCCGGACGUUAUCGAAGCAACGGUCCAAUGCAUGAUUGCGCAAGCGGACGAGUGUCAAAAGCGAGGAUGCAACAUUCGAACGGCCGAGCGGAUGAUCCUGGAGGAGUUCGGUCGCUGUCUGGUGGAGAUUAUCGAGUUUUCCAGUAAAUCGGACAGCUAAAGUUUGCUGUCUUGGUAAGUGCACAUAUUUAUGCUUUAAAAUAGCCUAUUAAAAGAAUAUUGUGAAUACUGUACGGUACUGAUAUAGAGUUAAUUGCAUUAGAAUAAUUAAUUACUACUGAUGUCAUUGUGGUGGCACGCUGGUUGUUGUGGAACCAAAAUUUGGUCCUAGAAAGCAUUAUGCGUAAGCAAUAAUUAUUUAAAAGAAUGAUUCGUGGAUAUCCUGGUUCACCCAGAUGUAAUAUUUAUUUCUCUUUGCUUUUGUUGUUCAUAUUUUUUUACAACUUAAACAUGCGUAUUUUAAGGCUAGUCGAAAUAGUCGCUUUAUACAAAGCGGCAUGGCUGUACGUUUCGCAAUUAUGAUAAAUUACCAAAAAGUGAAUUCUUCUAAAAAGUUUAGUGAUGGACGCUGAUAAGGAUUUUUCAAAAUCUGGAGUUGUAUAUAAAAUAGUGUACAAAAUAACAAUUCGAAAUGCGUUUCAUAGUCAAUAUGCUUUGAUUGAAAAUGUACAGAUAAAUGUAUGUAUCGAAAUAUUCGACUAUAAUAAUUAAUUAAAUAUUACUGCUAACCUCACUACAAACAGAAUGUUAAUAAAAGAUGAUAAAAGUAGAAUGAUA
Aedes albopictus (Asian tiger mosquito) is the source of this 3518-nucleotide messenger RNA. RefSeq names its product protein lin-54 homolog. The record is from RefSeq and is a predicted model, not a curated record. NCBI's taxonomy places the organism in Eukaryota, Metazoa, Arthropoda, Insecta, Diptera, Culicidae. Bases 517 to 2901 code for a protein of 794 amino acids. Gene Ontology annotation, biological process: regulation of DNA-templated transcription. Gene Ontology annotation, cellular component: nucleus. The transcript has 6 exons.